Dendronephthya gigantea is the source of this 1533-nucleotide messenger RNA. RefSeq lists its product as uncharacterized. The coding region runs from base 228 to 1376 and encodes 382 amino acids. The transcript has 2 exons. Lineage: Eukaryota; Metazoa; Cnidaria; Anthozoa; Malacalcyonacea; Nephtheidae. The record is from RefSeq and is a predicted model, not a curated record.
CUGUGCCCUCGCGCUAAUGUUUUUGCAGUCUUGGCCAAUGGCGUCGUCGAAGUUAGCCUAUUGUGGAGCUGAAGCGGAAAUAUAUAUUGCAUUGCACCUUGGGGUCCCAAAAUCAACAACGUAGAUUAUAAAAAAGGAUCUCACAAUGAUUUGUUCGCAGUUAACUUGAAAAGCCGACGAGUAAAGAGAAGCCGAAUUCAAACACAGAAAAAGGUUAAAAUUUUAGGAUGAUGACCCUUUUGAGAAAAGAUUUUAUAUGUUGGUGGAUUAUUCUAAUUGGGUUUUUGGAAGCUGUUCAAGGAACCGUUUCCAACACCAAGUAUAUUACUCGCUAUAACAAGCUUUGCACUAGUCCCUGUAAAAGUAAAUAUAGAAAUAGUUAUUGGUGCUACACAAAAGGAGCAUAUGAUAGUUGGGAAUAUUGUUCGCGAUCAGCAAACGAGGAUAUCGAAGGAAAGAAAUGUAAGAAUGCGUGCGCUGAACGUGGGGAAAAAUAUAAGUGGUGUUAUCUUCUCAACGGAGGGUGGAACUAUUGCGGGCUUGUUCAAAACAGACUCCAGCGCUUCAAAACCAGAUAUGGCUAUGACUGUGUUGACGACUGUUCGUAUUAUCCAAGCAAAGGAUAUUAUUACUGUCAUACAAAUAUUAAUUAUGAUUAUUGUUCUCCGAAUUCUGACACAACUAUUUAUGGGAAGGCAUGCAAAGGUAAUAGCAAGUGCGCUUUUCAUGGUUAUUCAUAUACAUGGUGCUAUACAAAUGAUGGCAGUUGGGAUUACUGUGGAGUAAUUCAAUGGAAUUCUUGCGAAAAUACUAGAAAAAAGCGGCAGAUUGAAGAACUAUGCAUGAGAGAUACAGGAAAUAGUAUUGAUGUCGUAUACCUUAUGGGACGUGGGCAAAUUGCUACUGAUCAACUGAGCGAUGCUCUAACGCGCAGUGCCUAUGAGGCCAUCGCUCAAAUGGAAACUUCGCGAAUACCACCGCGACCACGCUCGGAGAUUGUUAGCAAUUCUAACUUUCGUAUCGAUUUGCAAGGAACUCAUUGGUGGGGGGGUCAAAAUUACUACAAUCUCCAACUACAAAGAAAUAUACCUCGCCAACCUGGUCAAUCAACCACCUACGCCACAGUUCUCGUUCCUGUAGCUCGAGUAGGAGGUCAGUAUAUGAAUUCACGACGUCUCAGAAAUGCAUUCAUCGAAAGCUUAUUAAAAAAAGAAAACAUCCGAAUAAUUGUUCGUUCGACUCGAUCCAACCAGAGAAGAAGCCGAGAACUGUUAGAAAAGGAUGAAGGACCUGAAAAAUACCUUAUCCAAGAUGAGCAAAUAGAAGAUAAUGUGAGUGAAGAAAAUUUGGCCGGCUUCGAGUGGAAGUUAGAAUAACAGUUCUUUACAGUCUGCAAAUAUUAUAAUUAUUAUCAUAAUAUAUACUUUUGAUUCAUUAAAUUAGAUUUAGUUUCAUAUAAAAAUGCAAGCUGCUUGAUUGAACUAAAGUUAUACAUAUACAUGUAGAUUUGUAUUUGAAUUAAAGAUUUGUAAU